Molecule: messenger RNA, 1274 nt
Organism: Phoenix dactylifera (date palm)
Lineage: Eukaryota; Viridiplantae; Streptophyta; Magnoliopsida; Arecales; Arecaceae
Source: RefSeq, a predicted model, not a curated record
UUAGAGAGCAAGGAUUAUCAAGUUUGUGUCUAAUGGAUUUUUCUCUUCCUUCCAAUCCUCAAGAGGAGAGAGGCGAAGUCUCCACCAAGGAGCACAGCGAUCUCCUAUCCUCGCUACCAAAACAUAAAGGAUUUUUUGCGCAUCCCCUCAGAAUGUACAAAGGGUUUUGGGUCCAUGAAAAUAUGCUUCCACGCGUGAUGGCCCUCCAAGAUCACUUCAAGCCUCGUCCCUCCGACCUCAUCCUCGUCACCCAGCCCAAAUCCGGCACCACCUGGCUUAAAGCACUUCUGUUCGCUAUCAUGAACCGCACCAACUACACCUUCGCUCAACACCCUCUGCUCACCCGCAACCCCCAUGCAUGUGUGCUCUUCUUAGAGGUCCCCUUUCGCCAUCGAUUCCCCGAUCUGGAGGCGAUCCCUCCGCCGAGGCUCCUCGCCACCCACUUGCCUUACUCCAUAUUGCCGUCCUCUGUGGCCGACUGCGGUUGCCGGCUAGUUUAUCUCUGCCGAGACCCCAAGGAUGUGGUGGUCUCGUUGUGGCACUUCGCGCAAAAGCUCAAGCCCGACACCAUGGGGCUGAGCGAAGCCUUCGAGUUGUUUUGCGAUGGGUUCUCAUUUUCCGGGCCGAUCUGGGAUCAUAUGCUCGAGUACUGGAGGGAGAGCCUAAGGAGGUCGGAAAAGGUGCUGUUCUUGAAGUACGAGGAGAUGAUGACCGAGCCGGUGGGGAACGUGAGAAGGCUAGCCGAGUUCGUGGGGCGUCCCUUCUCGGAGGAGGAGGAGAAGGAUGGGGUGGUGGAGGAGAUUGUACAACUGUGCAGUUUUGAGAAGCUCAGCAAUAUGGAGGUAAAUAAAAAGGGUGUAUACGAAGUAGGGGAGACAACUGUGCCGCACGAGUCGUUUUUCAGAAAAGGUAAGGUUGGAGAUUGGGCAAAUCAUUUGAGUCGUGAAAUGGGGGAGGCGUUGGACCGAAUUGUCCAAGAGAAGCUGGCUGGAUCCGGUCUGACCUUCCAAGCAUCGUGAAUUCUCAGAGACGCUUGCCUGUGCGCGCUAGGUAUGCAUGCAAAAAAAUUCUCCAGCCUACUGAUGAUGGGGUGGCACCUCAAUAUUCAUCUCUUUUUCAUGUAUCGCAUCUAAUCCCGUAAAGCAUUAAAGCUGUGCUUCCCUUCUGUACGUGUGCGACCAUCUUCUUACUUAUUCAAGAUGCCUUUUCAUGCGGCAAGAAUCGUCUAGUUUGAGAUUAAUAUUUAAACAUGAAUCUUAAAAUAAGUUAUUAAA